Messenger RNA from Aspergillus puulaauensis, 1176 nucleotides. RefSeq names its product DUF500 and UBA/TS-N domain protein. NCBI's taxonomy places the organism in Eukaryota, Fungi, Ascomycota, Eurotiomycetes, Eurotiales, Aspergillaceae. Gene Ontology annotation, molecular function: phosphatidylinositol binding. The coding region runs from base 1 to 1176 and encodes 391 amino acids. The transcript has a single exon. The record is from RefSeq and is a predicted model, not a curated record.
AUGUCAAACCUUACAAACAACAAAGCCUGGACCACAGGCAAAAAACACUUCGACAAGGCCUGGUCCGCCCUUGACAAACUCGGCACGCCCGCGAACCGCCUCAGCAACAAACUCGGCUCUGAAGCUUUCUGGCCGAUGGAACUGGAUAAGGAGAGCGAGAAGAGCGCGCGCAUUUUGCGCAGUUUCUGUAAGGAUGGGGUUUAUGUUGAUGAGAAGGAUACGUCUGCCUCAGCCUCAGCCUCAGCCCCAACUCCGCCGGCGACGACUGCGACUGCGACCGGCAAGAAGAAGAAGGAAUUCGAAAAUAAACCCACCGGGAAAGCAAAAGUGCUGCAGAAGAUUCCCGCGCAGGUGAUAAAGCAAGCAAAAGGAAUCGCGAUCUUCACUGCCAUGCGCACAGGGCUAUGGUUCAGUGGUUCUGGAGGGAGCGGGGUCCUUAUCGCUAAAAGCCAAGAGACAGGGCAGUGGAGCGCACCGUCAGGGUUGAUGCUGCAUACCGCCGGUUUGGGGUUCCUUGCUGGUGCGGAUAUCUACGACUGUGUUAUGGUGAUUAAUACGUGGGAGGCGUUGGAGGCGUUUACGAAGGUGCGGGUUACGCUGGGCAGUGAGAUCUCUGUUGUUGCGGGCCCGGUGGGCGUGGGAGGCGUUUUGGAGAGUGAAAUUCAUAAGCGACAGGCGCCGAUUUGGACAUAUGUCAAGAGUCGGGGGUUGUAUGCGGGUGCUCAGAUUGACGGGACGAUUGUGAUUGAGCGCAAUGACGAGAAUGAGCGGUUCUAUGGGCGGAAGGUCCCUGUUAAGGAGAUUCUGGGAGGGACGGUCACGACGGCGAGUAAAGAAGUGGCUGGGCUGGUGCAGACGCUGUAUGCUGCACAGGGGGAUAAGCCGUUUGAACAGGCUGCCAAUGUUCCUGGAGGGCCCAGUCCGAGUGAUGUGCCUGGGGAUCUACCGAAUCCUCCUCCGGGCUAUACAGCGCAGCCCCCGCCGCCUCCGCCGCCAACAGGUGCUGCACAGCAGUACUACUCGGGGGAGCCCUUUGGGAACCCUGCGCAGCAUUCAGGGACAGGCCCGGAUACGGGAAAUCCAGGGCAGCAGGCAGGUCCUCCUGGCCAGACCUUCGGGGAACCACACCCUGGUAACCAAGGGAAUCCCCCAUUUCCAGGGCCUACAGGGCGAUAG